GCGCCGCGGCCGCGCGGGAGCCUCGGUGCCUCGGGGCGGGAGGCGGCCGCGCACCCGCCCCGCCCCGCCCGCCCUUAAAUGCCGGCGCCGGGGCCGCGCUGUGGAGGGUAGUGCUGCCGCCGGCUCGUUUCAGCAUGGCCGGGCUGCCCCGACGCCUCCCGGCCCUCCUGCCGCUGCUGCUCUGCGGCUGCCUCUGGCCCUGCCCGCCCGCCGAGGCCGGCCUCCACUUCAGGGAAGGGCAGCACUGCUACAAGCCGGCGCGGCGCCAGGCUGCCGGGCUGAGAACCUACCCCCGGCCUCACGAGUACCUGGACAUCUCCAAGCUGCCCGAAAGCUGGGACUGGAGGAACGUGGACGGAGUGAACUAUGUCAGUACCACGCGGAACCAGCACAUCCCCCAGUACUGCGGCUCCUGCUGGGCCCACGGCAGCACCAGCGCUCUCGCAGAUCGAAUAAACAUAAAGAGGAAAGGUGCAUGGCCUUCUGCCUACCUCUCUGUCCAGAAUGUUAUUGAUUGUGCUGAUGCAGGGUCCUGUGAAGGUGGAGACCACACGGGUGUUUGGAUGUAUGCCCAUGACCACGGCAUUCCAGAUGAGACCUGUAACAACUACCAAGCGAAGGAUCAAAAAUGCAAGAAGUUUAACCAGUGUGGAACUUGUGUUACCUUUGGAGAAUGCCAUGUGAUACAGAACUACACUCUCUGGAAAGUUGCUGACUACGGCUCUGUCAGCGGAAGGGAAAAAAUGAUGGCAGAAAUCUACACUAAUGGACCAAUUAGCUGUGGUAUAAUGGCUACUGAAAAGUUGGAUGCUUACACUGGAGGACUUUAUACUGAGUACAACCCCUCACCCAUGGUGAAUCACAUAGUGUCUGUGGCUGGUUGGGGUGUGGAAAAUGGAACAGAAUACUGGAUUGUUCGCAACUCAUGGGGUGAACCCUGGGGUGAAAGGGGGUGGCUGAGAAUUGUGACAAGCGCAUACAAAGGUGGAAGAGGAGCAGAGUACAAUCUCGCUGUUGAAGAGGACUGUGCAUAUGGAGAUGCUGUACUUCCUUGAUUCUGCAUUGAGCAUCUUCCUGUUUAGGAACUACUUGGUUUGAAAGCUUCCCACCACAAUCUUUUUGUUUAAAGAAUAGUCUGAAAACUCUUUCAUAGUUCAGCAUAACUAGGCAAUUCUGCAACAUUAGCCCAGGUAGCAACACACAGUAUCUUGGAAGUUAAAUACAUUCAGAUCCAACACCACCUGCCAGCUGCUUUUAGGUAACUUUAAAAAAAAAAAAAAAGUUCAAGCAAUUAUCCAUGAAAAUCUGUCUGUCUUGAAGCACAAUAUUUAAACCAUGUCAACUUACUCACAGAAACUGUACAGAUAAAUCUGUGUAUAUAUUUUUUUAAUACAAAUUAUGUAGAUGUACUAGGUAAGAAAAAUGAACUCCUUUAAUACUUUUGUCUAGAGCUUACACUAAACUCUCAAAGUAUGACAAUACCAAGGAAAUAUCACACUAUGCUGUAGAUGAAAAAAGCAAAGCUAUGUCUGGACAUAAUAUAUUCAAAAACUAAAUUCUAUGUUGGUUCCUUGGCCUCCUGGUGACACACAGUAUUGUUGCUAGUCUUGUAUAAUGCAGUCACUUUUACUCAACUAGAAGUGAUGUAACAGGAACAACUUUGAUCAAAAGUUUUUAAAGGAACACUUACUGAGGAGUUAUUCACCACUCUUUGCUUUAAUUCUUGAUUGGCUAUGCUAUUUUUCUCCUACAGGGCAAAGUAUAAAUUAUGUCUGCCAUCAGAGCUCUCUUCAUACUAGCUAAUAUGAGGAAAGGUAGCAAGUUCUCUUGCUUAAGCCUGAGCCAAUUACUAAGUGACAAUCAGUGCUAUAACAAGUGUCAUUAACUGGCAUUGUUAAUCACAUCUAAUAAACUGACAUUUUAAUUCUAAA
Messenger RNA from Dromaius novaehollandiae (emu), 1931 nucleotides. RefSeq names its product cathepsin Z (gene CTSZ). Bases 135 to 1055 code for a protein of 306 amino acids. Gene Ontology annotation, cellular component: lysosome. The record is from RefSeq and is a predicted model, not a curated record. Gene Ontology annotation, molecular function: cysteine-type endopeptidase activity. The transcript is spliced from 6 exons. Lineage: Eukaryota; Metazoa; Chordata; Aves; Casuariiformes; Dromaiidae.